AAAUAAGAUUGGUUUCACAUGCAAACUGUCAAGAGUGAAGGAAGCGAGGUGAAGGCACCGAUACAAACCGUCCUGCCACACCGACUGUCAGUCUUACAUACUAAUGGAGGUCAGGACUGUCAACAGAUAAGUGGAGCUGCAGCUUCCAAGUCGCGGAAGACUCUUGAGAAACCCGAGCCGGUCAUAUGAGAUGUAAAAUUACUGAAUGAAGAAUGAGAAACUUGAGUAACGCCAUCAUCGCAGAGGCCUGACCAUCAUACAUCACAUAACUGUUUGAGCGCCCCUCAUUCAGUCUCGUUCUGCUCCUCUGCCUCACACACCUUCAUCCACCGGCUCUGCUGUCCAGCCCAGGCAGAGUGGACCCUCCCCUCUCCCCAGGCCUCGCGCCCUCCCAUCGGCGGCCCGCUUUGGCGGUGUGUUGGUGUACGAUGGCGCGGUGGGACGCUGAGGGCUGCCGCGGGGGACUGUGAUGUCAGAGCCCAACAGCCCGGGCGAGAGCCGGCGUGGCGCUCCCAGAUUCUUCGUGGGUUGCGAGGACGAUGAGAGCGAGGUCCUGGAAGACAGCAUGAGGACAGACAUGGAGCUGUACGAGGACGACGAAGACACAGACUCGCCCCCGGAGCGACAGAUCGUGGUGGGGAUCUGCUGCAUGAUGAAGAAGUCAAAGUCCAAGCCAAUGACCCAGAUCCUGGAGAGGCUGUGCAAGUUUGAAUACAUCACUGUGGUCAUCUUCCCUGAGGACGUCAUCCUCAACGAGCCCGUGGACAAAUGGCCUCUGUGCGACUGCCUCAUCUCCUUCCACUCCAAGGGAUUCCCGCUGGACAAGGCGGUGAGCUACGCCAAACUGAGAAACCCUCUGCUCCUCAAUGACCUGAACAUGCAGUACUACAUACAGGACAGGAGGGAGGUGUAUCGCAUCCUGCAGGAGGAGGGGAUCGAUCUACCACGCUAUGCUGUGCUGAACCGUGACCCAGAUAAACCAGAUGAGUGUAACCUGGUGGAAGGAGAGGACCAUGUGGAGGUGAACGGAGAGAUCUUCCAGAAACCUUUUGUUGAGAAGCCUGUCUGCGCUGAGGACCACAACGUCUACAUAUACUACCCCACCUCUGCUGGUGGUGGCAGCCAACGACUCUUCAGAAAGAUCGGGAGCCGGAGCAGUGUGUACUCACCAGAGAGCAGCGUGAGGAAGACGGGCUCUUACAUCUAUGAAGAGUUCAUGCCAACAGACGGGACAGAUGUAAAGGUGUACACUGUGGGGCCGGAUUACGCUCAUGCUGAGGCUCGGAAGUCUCCUGCUCUGGACGGGAAGGUGGAGAGAGACAGCGAGGGGAAGGAGGUCCGCUACCCCGUCAUGCUGUCAGCCAUGGAGAAACUGGUGGCCCGUAAGGUCUGCUUAGCAUUCAAGCAAACUGUGUGUGGCUUCGAUCUUCUCCGAGCCAACGGACACUCCUAUGUGUGUGACGUCAACGGUUUCAGUUUUGUGAAGAACUCGAUGAAGUACUAUGACGACUGUGCCAAGAUCCUCGGGAACAUUAUGAUGCGUGAACUGGCUCCUCAGUUUCAGAUUCCUUGGUCCAUCCCAACUGAGGCCGAGGACAUCCCCAUUGUUCCCACUACUUCAGGGACCAUGAUGGAGCUACGCUGUGUCAUCGCUGUCAUCCGACAUGGAGACAGAACGCCCAAACAGAAGAUGAAGAUGGAAGUCCGUAACCCCAUGUUCUUUGAUCUGUUUGAAAAAUAUGGAGGAUACAAGACGGGGAAAUUAAAGCUGAAGAAGCCAAAACAACUGCAGGAGGUGCUGGACAUCACACGGCAGUUGUUGGCAGAUCUGGGACAGCACAAUGACUGCGAGAUAGAAGAGAAAAAGUCCAAACUGGAGCAGCUGAAGACUGUCCUGGAAAUGUAUGGCCACUUCUCGGGGAUCAACAGAAAAGUGCAACUAACCUACCUGCCCCAUGGGCAGCCCAAAACCUCGAGUGAGGAAGAAGACACACGCAAGGAAGGUCCGUCUCUGCUGCUGGUGCUGAAGUGGGGAGGAGAGCUGACUCCUGCUGGCAGAGUUCAGGCUGAGGAGCUGGGAAGGGCCUUCCGCUGUAUGUACCCUGGAGGUCAAGGAGACUAUGCUGGAUUUCCAGGCUGUGGGUUACUGCGGUUACACAGCACCUACAGACAUGACCUGAAGAUAUAUGCGUCUGAUGAAGGCAGGGUGCAGAUGACAGCCGCAGCUUUCGCAAAGGGUUUGCUGGCUCUGGAGGGCGAGCUGACACCCAUCCUGGUACAGAUGGUGAAGAGCGCCAACAUGAACGGGCUGCUAGACAACGACAGCGACUCACUGAGCAGCUGCCAGCACCGCGUCAAGGCCCGACUCCACGAGAUCCUGCAGAGGGACAGGGACUUCAUCGACGACGACUAUGAUAAGCUGGCCCCGACCUGUAGUGCCUCUUUGGUGAAUUCAAUGAAGAUUGUCCAGAACCCAGUGGCCACAUGUGACCAAGUCUACGCCCUCAUUCAGAGCCUCACGUCCCAGAUCCGCAAAAGGAUGGAAGACCCCAAAUCAGCUGACCUGCAGCUGUACCACAGCGAGACACUGGAGCUGAUGCUGCAACGCUGGUCCAAACUCGAGAGAGACUUCCGCAUGAAGAAUGGCCGCUAUGACAUCAGUAAAAUACCCGACAUUUAUGACUGUGUGAAGUACGAUGUCAUCCACAACGCCACUCUGGGCCUGGAGGACACGCUGGAGCUGUUCAGACUGUCUCGAGCUUUGGCUGAUGUCGUCAUCCCACAGGAGUAUGGCAUAAAUAAAGUGGAGAAGUUGGACAUAGCAUACGCCUACUGCCUCCCACUGGUAAGAAAGAUCCAGCUGGACCUGCAGAGGACCCACGAGGACGAGUCUGUCAACAAACUGCACCCUCUGUAUUCUCGUGGAGUGAUGUCUCCUGGGCGCCAUGUCAGGACACGGUUAUAUUUCACCAGUGAGAGUCACGUCCACUCCCUGCUCAGCAUUUUCCGCUACGGAGGUCUGCUGGAUGAGGAGAAGGACCAGCAGUGGAAGCGUGCCAUGGAUUACCUCAGUGCUGUCUCUGAACUCAACUACAUGACUCAGAUUGUCAUCAUGCUUUAUGAGGACAACAAUAAGGAGCUCACCUCAGAGGAACGCUUCCACGUAGAGCUUCACUUCAGCCCCGGUGUCAAAGGCGUCGAGGAGGAGGAGAACGCACCGACCGGCUUUGGCUUCAGGCCUGCCUCUGCAGAGGUGGCACGACAGAACGGGCAGAAACAGACCGACCCCGGCAGCCUGGAGGACCUCUCACGAGACGAGACAGACCGCGCCGUGCCGCUGUCUGAGCCAAUCACCAUUCAGAGGAGGUCCCCGCUCAUACGCAAUCAUAAGACUGGAUCCAUGGAGGUUCUGUCAGAGACAUCAUCCUCCAAAGUGGGCAGUUAUCGCCUCUUCUCGUUAUGCUCGCGUCAAUCCCCUGAGAUGAAACAAAGUGGAUUAGGCUCUCAGUGCGCCGGGCUCUUCAGCACCACUGUCCUAGGUGGGUCCUCUAGCGCCCCUAACCUGCAGGACUACGCACGCGCACAUCGCAAAAAAUUCUCCACCGGCAGUCUAUCCUACAAAGACGAGUUGUUGUCUAUGCCGGCAGUAAAACGAUUUUCUGUGUCGUUUGCAAAGUUUCCGACUAAUGAUCGCCGGUGCCGAAAACUCAGAGUUAAACGAACACAAGAUGACACAGUGGCUCCACUUCUCUGGUGCACUGCAGCAGAACCCAUGGAGGAGCACCGUAUGGCCCAGUUGUUGAGGCAUUUCUCCAACGACCCUAACCUGGGCCGCCACCUCUGUCUGGACGGGGCGCUGGCCCACCACCUCCACCAGUGCUCCUACCACCUCCGCCUCUUCCGAAACUGGCUCAUCUCCGGCCAAGGUCCCCUAGAGUACCUUCACGGCUUCGAAGGCUGCUCCAUGGUGCCCUCCAUCUAUCCUCUGGAGACGCUGCACAACUCGCUGUCGCUAAAACAGGUCAACGAGUUCCUCACCAGUGUGUGCGAGAGCGCAGGGGAUCCACACACGAGGACCACCAGAGCUCUGUCCGCCAUGUUCGACGCACACAACCAGCCGUCAGUGGACGCGUACAUCCCUCAGAGAGUCCUCUCUUCCUCCAUCUCUCUCAGAUCUCGUUCUGACAGACCUCCGUGGUACAGCAGCGGUCCUUCCAGCACGGUGUCCAGCGCUGGGCCGUCCUCUCCCACCACAGCUGACACGUCCCCACGCUUCAGCUUCAGUGAGAAGAUCUCGCUCACGCCUCAGAGCAGCGAGGAAACUCACUCCUCUCAAAACAUUGCUACUCAGUCAAUGCUCCCACAAGGUCUCGACCCAACUUGCCCCGCAGGUUCAAACCCGACCGAAGUCCCUCUGACUCCAAAUAACUCACCGGAGGAGGACGCUGAGCUCUGCGCUGUGACUGAUCAGCAGCCUGAUGAUCCUGAAUGCACACAGGAAGUGCCAGAGGUGGCUCCUGCAGUCUUGGACGCCUGUGGUGUUGCAAUUUCAGACCCUGGCCUGAGAGCACCCUGCUCUGCGUUAGCGGAGCUCACUCUGGCUCGGAUGGAGGGUUACUGCCUCCCUGGAUCUCUGCCUGUGUUGCUGGAGCUCAGAGAGAGCAGCAGCGAGGCGGGCUCCAGCUCCCAGACGCCCCAGUCUCCUGAGGGACCUGACGAGUUCUUUGACACUCAGGAGUCGAUGGAGUUGUGGACGGACAGUCCAGAAAGCCUCCCCCAUCCUGAGACGCCCCUCGAGGUCGGAGCCACUCACACAGCAGAGCCGUAGAGGUGGAGCGGUUAGAAACUACUGUUGUUACAUCCGUAACAUUACAAUCAUCAUCGUUGUUGUCAAUCAGCAUCGUACUGUGUUACAGCCUCGCUUCUCCUGUAGCUUGAAGACUACUGUGUCUUGAGUCGUAAUGAAUGGGCAGCUGAUCCUCACACUCAGCUCUGUGAUGGAGAAUCACAUGACAAUGCCAUACGUGCUGUUCAUCGCCUUUUCUAAAAGCACACUGGGAGCACACACCAGUGACGCCACUGAGCCUCCUGACAGUCCACUAGUUCAGUUCACCUGUCUGACAGUAAAGCUCCACCUUACAACACGUGGCUCCCUGCAUCUUUACAAACUCUCUGUCGCUGUCACUCUGUUACACAGGCUCUUUCCUUAAAGCUGCAUUAAUCGAUCUUUGGCCACUAGAGGGCAGAAACACCCAGAGGCUCACAGCCCUGACUUGCUGUCACAUUAUUAAGCUGUCAUAGCUGAAUGUGACGUGAAUGAGCAUCAGCAACAAAAUUAUUGAUUGAAUUUUCUCUUGGAAUGUUCUAACUGGCUGCAUGUGAUGCAGCAUUGCGCAUCGUUUCAAGCUUUUUCCAUUUAUUCCUGUUGCUUGCGUUGAAAGCAUGAUUCAUGAUAUUACAAUGAGGAGUUAUUUAAACAACACCUCCUCAUUUCACUACAGCAGCCUCGCAGUAGGCUGGAGGGAGAGAUCGCCAGGGAGCUGAAAGUUUCUGGAGAAUGACUAUCGCUGGUAACAACCUACUCACUUCACUACAAUCACUACAACUACUUACUAAUACUACUUGCUAUAUUGUGUGUAGUUUCCAGUAGGUAUCACAAUAUAAAAAGUGUUUUUUGUAUUAACAAAAGAAAAAAUAACAUAAAAUAAGCAGUGUAUAUUGGCCAACAGCAGAAAACAAGUGACAUUUGAAGUACCUCUUGAACAACCAGGCUUUAAUUAGCCUGACAAACCAUAAAGUCAAUGUUCACUGAAAAAAAUCAGUAAACUUUCUGUUGCUGCUGUUACAUGCGUUAGACACGGCACUAAAGGACCGUCUCCGCACCAUUCUCCCCCCGCUCGGUUUAAUGUCUGUUUGGAAAGCACAAGCUAACACAACAGCAGCGGCUAAUAUCUGUUACUGAGCCGUUAAACAGUCUAAACAAACUCACACCGUCACCGUAACGUCUUAAGUCUUGGUAUUAACACACUCCCACAGAAGUCGUCUCCUAGUGUGUCAUGUUAAACAGGGACAGGAGGGCAAAGACACGCUGGGCUAAGUGAUUCGCUGCACAUACCUCUACAUUGAAGUGAGAUUUUACCAAUUUUAAAGUGAAAAAAUAUGUGUUCAGGUGUGGGAGGUUGUGCAGCCAUUAAUCUGUAUGUUGACUUAAUACUGACAUCCAAAUCAAGAACUCGAGCACUCAAGCCCAUCUCUCCUCAGGAUAUGGUGUAAGGUUUCAGCAGUCAUCUAGCAGAUUCAGAACAAAAUCAUCAUCCUGUUGGAGUCGUGUUUUUGUCCACAUGAAGAAUUAAUGUCCAGUAUUUUCUCUGCGUUUAGCUGUGGUUUGUUCUCCAUCAGCUCCUCAGAAAAAUGUCUGUCUCUUUAACUGCUAAAUGUCCGACCGGCUGGUCUCUAACUGUGUCUGUCUGCCAUUUUGUGCUGGGUACGCAGCGUACAGUGGUGCAGUGGGUUUGUCAGGUUGAUGAGAGCGUUGUGUCUGAACCAUCUGGGAAAUUAAAAGUGAACUAAAAGAGGCCAAAGUUAAAAAGGGCUGUCCCGUUUGAUGUGUGAUGUGGCCAUAAAGAUAUUGAUUAAUGGAGCUUUAAAUGGUGUAAAAUCUGUCUUGCAUCUUCCUUAUCCUCAGCCUUUUUCCUCAGACAGCUGCAGCAGUGACGUUUUCACAUUUCAUGCCAUCCUGUGACCGUAUCAGGGCAGCGUCGUGUCGUGGCAUUAGGGCAGCCUUGCUUUGUUGUCGCUACAGGCUUUUGUGUUUGUAAGUUACAGGACACAGAGACUUAUAGACUCUCUACUUCAAUGAGAAACACAGGAAAUGACUCGCAGUACAAGACAGAGAAAAUACAAUCUGCAGCUCUGCAGCUCUUCAUCAUACGCUGGCGUUCGCCCUGUGCUGAGCUUCUGUGAUUUCAAAAACAAAAGCUGAAUGUUCAUUACUGACAGUAAACUGUAAUAAGUGUUGAAUCUGCAGGUCGAACUGUGUGUGCACUGCUUACUGCCAAAGUCCUUAAGCCUCACUGAAGAUAUAAUAUAAUCAGUAAGAAUUGAUAGAGGAAAAAAUAUUUAUUUUGAAAUUGCAUCUUGAGAGGAAGGUCUGGUAUUUUUGAUAUCCACAUCAGAUAUUUAAUUGUACCAUAACUGUUGUAUUGUUCUCUGUUUUCUGUGAAAUCACCUCAUGAUGUGGGAGAACCUGAAAGCUAAUGUCUCGUUAUAUCACUGAACAAAGUAGCAGGUGUGUACGUGUGUGUGGGUGUGUGAGAGAGUGUGUGUGUGUGUGUGUGUGUUAGAGUGUGUGUUGGGGGGGUACACACACGCUUGAGAAGUAAUUCAGGUCGAUGAGUACACUGAUGUGUGUUUACUCAGUGGGAUUUCAUGUUACAUUGUGACGUACUGUAGAGGUGAGAAACACAGCUGACCUGUCGUCCUGUGUGUGUUUGUGUGUGCGCGCGUGUGUGUGUGUGUGUACAGAAUCACUCUGUUUGUGCAGCAGGUUCUGUUUGCUUCAAGGGUCACUUCACUCAAAUCACUGAUAAAUACAAACACUUCCUCACGUACCUCUGCUGAUCCAGCCAUGAAGAUAGUUUGGGUUUUAUUUGUUCAGGCUUUCAGAUUCAAAAAAAAAAAAAAAAAAUCAGCUGCUGUGUGAUAAACCAGCGUCCCCAUCGCUCUGGAUAAUGCACACCUCACUGUAAACACUUUGUUCUCUGCUCUGAGAGAGAGACUUUAACACCAGGCUGACAGUCAGGGCUUUUUUUUGGCACAUUUUAAAUCUGAAAACCUCAGAAAUUUGAGCAAAAGUAAAAAAUAUUGCUCAACGUUUUAACACUUCAUUGACGUUGAAACGUUAGUGCAUCAAUACAGAGAAAAUUCAGCAAGUACAAAGGAACCAGAUGAAUAAAUCAUGAUCAUACAUGAUGACAUAUGACGCAAGUCCCUGACACACCAAGCCCACAGUCAGCCAGCAGUCAGCGUCCAGCCGAUGGUGAGUGUCUGUCGAACUAAUUUUGCAGUGUGUCCUGCACCAUUGGCCCCAGUCGGCAGUAAUCUGCCUUUGUUGGCUGUUUUCUGGCAGAUUGAGCACGUUAAAUCGGCGUCGGAGCCCAUCGGUAAGAGAAAUCACUCCUGAAUUUAGCUCAGAGCACAAGAAGAGAAACAGAAGUGAGGAAAGUAAACAACUACCAGAGACCAAAAUGUGUUACAUUAAGGAAGAUUAUUUUUUGUAGCCACUGAGUUCUUUAGCAGAAAUGGUUCAUAAUUGUCAGUUUUACUGUUCGCUGGCACACAGUAAAGAUCAUUUGUUCUUUUAACAUCAGGUUAUGUUGUUAAUGUGCUAACUGGCUAACUAGCGUCUUGAAUCCAUCCUAUCGAUCUUCCAGUUUCCAUUUUUUAAUGAUAAAUACAGACUACUGCUGCCUGCUGGUGUGGAGAGUUAUUUCCUCUCGUGGGUGUAGAACGUGUGCUGAUUCGCUGUUGUCUUUGUGGUGUGAUCAUGUGCAACUUUGUGGCGGAGACACAGGUGACGUGGUGAUGCAACAGUCAGGUUUGGUGUGUCUGGGCCUUUAAAUGUCCACUAAGGAAACUAAAUAUGACAACAGACGAACACAUCAUCAGCAAAACAAACAGCUGAACAAACAUCAGCGUGCUACGAACUACUAGAGUGACAGAAACCGUGUUUGGGAAAAAUUUACUUGACGUGUACUUUGAUGGUAUUUGCUUACAUGGAGGGGGUGGAGUUAAUGACCUAAACUGCAGCCAGCCACCAUCAUACAGAGUCAUUUCAGGGUGUUUGUGAUGCUCAGAAACAUUUCGGUGUUCUAGAGUCAUGCCUGUUCACUUCUGGCGCAUCUGAAUCGAGGCAGAAAUAUCAAGAGACAGAACCAGGACAGAUAAAACCAAAACUAUCUCCAGAGCCAAAAUAUUUUUGUAAUUUGAGUGAACUGACCCUUUAAACUUGCUCAGAAAUCCACCUUUUAAUCUCUGAGGAUGACUCGUCUGAUGGAGCGAUCAGUAAUCCAAUAAAGACGUCUCUGCUUUGUGAAGUGAAAUCACAUUUCAUGUCUGAUGUUUCGCCCUGUUGGAUCAUAAGCUUUGGUUUGGAUGCACCGUGUGUGUGUGUUCCUGACUGUACGGAGCUCGACGACUCCACAAACGCUUCCUGUCUGUUGCUCUGGGAAAAAUCUGUGUGACGUUUAAUAAUCUGGUUUUAGAAAAAUGGUUAUAUGAAACAUCACAAUAAUCUGUAAUAUUUCCAGCGAUGUUACGAAAUACAGCUAUUGGAAUGUAAAAUCAGUCUGUGGGUCUGUUUUGUUUUUGGUGUCUGUCUCUUUAAAACUGAACAAUAGACUCAAAUAAUUAAGUAUAAGAACAAAAUGUGUGGAAUAAAAAUAUUUAAAGUAA
This is a messenger RNA of Epinephelus fuscoguttatus (brown-marbled grouper), 9453 nucleotides long. It is a transcript of the gene ppip5k1a, whose product is annotated as diphosphoinositol pentakisphosphate kinase 1a. Gene Ontology annotation, cellular component: cytosol. Gene Ontology annotation, molecular function: inositol hexakisphosphate kinase activity; diphosphoinositol pentakisphosphate kinase activity; 5-diphosphoinositol pentakisphosphate 1-kinase activity. Gene Ontology annotation, biological process: inositol metabolic process; inositol phosphate biosynthetic process. The record is from RefSeq and is a predicted model, not a curated record. The transcript is spliced from 33 exons. Lineage: Eukaryota; Metazoa; Chordata; Actinopteri; Perciformes; Serranidae. Bases 470 to 4828 code for a protein of 1452 amino acids.